AUGGACCAAUCGGUGGCCGCUCUACAGGACGCUUUAGAUGAUGCAGACUGGGACAUGUUUCAGCGCAGCUCUGAUGACGUCAACAUGUUUACGGUAGCGGUUGUGGGAUUCAUCGAGAAACUAACAGGUGAUGCAGUUCACAAGACUAUCAUCAGAACGUUUCCCAAUCAGAAGCCGUGGUUGGAUAAAUCCAUCCGUGAUGCUCUGAGAUCCCGCUCCACUGUGUACAACACAGGCCUCGCCAGCAGAAACAUAGAGGAGUAUAAAGCUGCAUCCUACAGCGUGCGCAGAGUGGCUGCAGCUCACAUCGUUCAUGGCAUUAUCAGUGCUAACAGUGCUAUUGGCAGCACGCACGUGGAGCAUGCCAGAGAGGACAACGUGUUCAUCAUCUCGGAGUAUGACUCUACAAUCCUGACAUGCUUGAAACAGUCCACCAUUGUUCCUGUCACCAAGAAACCCCAGCCCGCCUGCCUGAACGACUACCGCCCAGUAGCCCUGACCUCGGUAGUGAUGAAGUUCUUCGAAAGACUAAUCAGAGACUUCAUCACUUCUUCCCUACCUGACACCCUGGACUCGCUACAGUUCGCAUACGAUCCUCCAAAGAGAGUCUCAGUGUCCAUCAGUCCCUCUGGUGAGAUAGCGGAGGGCAGUUCAGUGACUCUGACCUGCAGCAGUGAUGCUAACCCACCUGUACAGAGCUACACCUGGAAUAAGGGAAUAUCCUCCAUAAGUACAGGAAAAUCCUACACCAUGAACAGGAUCAGAGCUACGGAUAGAGGAGAUUACACAUGCAGGGCUGAGAAUAAACACGGAGAUCAGUCCUCUACUGCUGUGUCUCUGAAUGUCCAGUAUCCUCCAAAGAGAGUCUCAGUGUCCAUCAGUCCCUCUGGUGAGAUAGUGGAGGGCAGUUCAGUGACUCUGACCUGCAGCAGUGAUGCUAACCCACCUGUCCAGAGCUACACCUGGUAUAAGGGAAGAUUCGCUGUGAGUACGGAAAACACCUACAGAAUAAACAGGAUCAGAUCUGAGGACAGUGGAGAUUACACAUGCAGGGCUGAGAAUAAACAUGGAGUUCAGUCAUCUACUGCUGUGUCUCUGAAUGUCCUGUAUCCUCCAAAAAGUGUCUUAGUGUCCAUCAGCUCCUCUGCUGAGAUUGUGGAGGGCAGUUCAGUGACUCUGACCUGCAGCAGUGAUGCUAACCCACCUGUACAGAGCUACACCUGGUAUAAGGGAAGAUACUCUAUAAGAACAGGAAACACCUACAGAAUGAACAGGAUCAGAUCUGAGGACAAUGGAGAUUACACAUGCAGGGCUGAGAAUGAACAUGGAGAUCAGUCAUCUACUGCUGUGUCUCUGAAUGUCCUGUAUCCUCCAAAGAGUGUCUCAGUGUCCAUCAGUCCCUCUGGUGAGAUAGUGGAGGGCAGUUCAGUGACUCUGACCUGCAGCAGUGAUGCUAACCCACCUGUACAGAGCUACACCUGGUAUAAGGGAAGAUCCUCUAUAAGAACAGGAAACACCUACAGAAUAAACAGGAUCAGAUCUGAGGACAGUGGAGAUUACACAUGCAGGGCUGAGAAUGAACUUGGAGAUCAGUCAUCUGCUGCUGUGUCUCUGAAUGUCCAGUAUCCUCCAAAGAGAGUCUCAGUGUCCAUCAGUCCCUCUGGUGUGAUAGUGGAGGGCAGUUCAGUGACUCUGACCUGCAGCAGUGAUGCUAACCCACCUGUACAGAGCUACACCUGGUAUAAGGGAAAAUCCUCCAUAAGAACAGGAAACACCUACAGAAUGAACAGGAUCAGAUCUGAGGACAGUGGAGAUUACACAUGCAGGGCUGAGAAUAAACACGGAGAUCAGUCAUCUACUGCUGUGUCUCUGAAUGUCCUGUAUCCUCCAAAGAGUGUCUCAGUGUCCAUCAGUCCCUCUGGUGUGAUAGUGGAGGGCAGUUCAGUGACUCUGACCUGCAGCAGUGAUGCUAACCCACCUGUACAGAGCUACACCUGGUAUAAGGGAAGAUCCUCUAUAAGAACAGGAAACACCUACAGAAUAAACAGGAUCAGAUCUGAGGACAGUGGAGAUUACACAUGCAGGGCUGAGAAUAAACACGGAGAUCAGACAUCUACUGCUGUGUCUCUGAAUGUCCAGUAUCCUCCUAAGAAUGUCUCAGUGUCCAUCAGUCCCUCUGGUGAGAUAGUGGAGGGCAGUUCAGUGACUCUGACCUGCAGCAGUGAUGCUAACCCACCUGUACAGAGCUAUAUGUGGUAUAAGGGAAGAUACUUUAUAAGUACAGGAAACACCUACAGAAUGAACAGGAUCAGAUCUGAGGACAGUGGAGAUUACACAUGCAGGGCUGAGAAUAAACACGGAGAUCAGUCAUCUACUGCUGUGUCUCUGAAUGUCCUGUAUCCUCCUAAGAAUGUCUCAGUGUCCAUCAGUCCCUCUGGUGUGAUAGUGGAGGGCAGUUCAGUGACUCUGACCUGCAGCAGUGAUGCUAACCCACCUGUACAGAGCUACACCUGGUAUAAGGGAAGAUCCUCUAUAAGAACAGGAAACACCUACAGAAUGAACAGGAUCAGAUCUGAGGACAGUGGAGAUUACACAUGCAGGGCUGAGAAUAAACACGGAGAUCAGUCAUCUACUGCUGUGUCUCUGAAUGUCCUGUAUCCUCCAAAGAGUGUCUCAGUGUCCAUCAGUCCCUCUGGUGUGAUAGUGGAGGGCAGUUCAGUGACUAUGACCUGCAGCAGUGAUGCUAACCCACCUGUACAGAGCUACACCUGGUAUAAGGGAAGAUCCUCUAUAAGAACAGGAAACACCUACAGAAUAAACAGGAUCAGAUCUGAGGACAGUGGAGAUUACACAUGCAGGGCUGAGAAUAAACACGGAGAUCAGUCAUCUACUGCUGUGUCUCUGAAUGUCCAGUAUCCUCCAAAGAAUGUCUCAGUGUCCAUCAGUCCCUCUGGUGAGAUAGUGGAGGGCAGUUCAGUGACUCUGACCUGCAGCAGUGAUGCUAACCCACCUGUACAGAGCUAUAUGUGGUAUAAGGGAAGAUACUUUAUAAGUACAGGAAACACCUACAGAAUAAACAGGAUCAGAUCUGAGGACAGUGGAGAUUACACAUGCAGGGCUGAGAAUGAACAUGGAGAUCAGUCAUCUACUGCUGUGUCUCUGAAUGUCCUUAUCAUUAUUAUCUUGUCUGUUUUAGAUCCUCCAAAGAGUGUCUCAGUGUCCAUCAGUCCCUCUGGUGAGAUAGUGGAGGGCAGUUCAGUGACUCUGACCUGCAGCAGUGAUGCUAACCCACCUGUACAGAACUACACCUGGUAUAAGGGAAAAUCCUCUAUAAGAACAGGAAACACCUACAGAAUAAACAGGAUCAGAUCUGAGGACAGUGGAGAUUACACAUGCAGGGCUGAGAAUGAACUUGGAGAUCAGUCAUCUGCUGCUGUGUCUCUGAAUGUCCUGUAUCCUCCAAAGAGAGUCUCAGUGUCCAUCAGUCCCUCUGGUGUGAUAGUGGAGGGCAGUUCAGUGACUCUGACCUGCAGCAGUGAUGCUAACCCACCUGUACAGAACUACACCUGGUAUAAGGGAAGAUCCUCUAUAAGAACAGGAAACACCUACAGAAUGAACAGGAUCAGAUCUGAGGACAGUGGAGAUUACACAUGCAGGGCUGAGAAUAAACACGGAGAUCAGUCAUCUACUGCUGUGUCUCUGAAUGUCCUGUAUCCUCCAAAGAGUGUCUCAGUGUCCAUCAGUCCCUCUGGUGUGAUAGUGGAGGGCAGUUCAGUGACUAUGACCUGCAGCAGUGAUGCUAACCCACCUGUACAGAGCUACACCUGGUAUAAGGGAAGAUCCUCUAUAAGAACAGGAAACACCUACAGAAUAAACAGGAUCAGAUCUGAGGACAGUGGAGAUUACACAUGCAGGGCUGAGAAUAAACACGGAGAUCAGUCAUCUACUGCUGUGUCUCUGAAUGUCCUGUAUCCUCCUAAGAAUGUCUCAGUGUCCAUCAGUCCCUCUGGUGAGAUAGUGGAGGGCAGUUCAGUGACUCUGACCUGCAGCAGUGAUGCUAACCCACCUGUACAGAGCUACACCUGGUAUAAGGUGAAUGAAAGCUCACCUGUAGGAUCUGGACAGAGUUACAGCUUCACCUUGACCUCCAGCAGCAGUGGAGGGUUUUACUGUGUGGCUCAGAAUAAAUACGGGAGUCAGAGAUCUCCUGCAGGGCCUCUCACUUUAAAUUCUGUUACAGGGAGGAGUGUAGUACUGUAUGUAGUUCUUGGAGUCAUUGUGGGAUGUGGAUGUUUACUUGUCAUUGUUGCUGUUUUAUGUAUAAGGAGAAAGAGAACAGGAGGUUCAGGUGAUAAUGCAGAGUCUCGUCAGAACCUUUCCUGCAGUCCUACUGAUGACAGGUACACGGCUCUUGAUCUUCGGACCAGGUCCAGUGACGUGUACGACACGCUUACAAACGUUUCCUGCAGUCCUACUGAUGACACGUACACAGCUCUUGAUCUUCGGACCAGGUCCAACGACGUGUACAACACACUUGCAGUUCACCCGAACCUUCCUGAUUCUCAGUCCAUCUCUCAUGAUUACGAAAAUGAUCCAGCAACACUGAAGAUGUCACUCAGAUUGACUCCUCCCCUUCCUCUGCUGUUUCUGUUCAUGGUUUCAAGAGUUGUCUCCCAGUCAGGGUGGAGUGUAACUUAUACACCGAGCUCCAUCUGUGCUGUAAAGGGAUCUACAGUGACCAUGGGCUGCCCAUACACAUAUCCAUCUGGUUACACAGUUCAGAGAGCUUUCUGGAGCAGAGAGAUAGUUACAGAUAAAGAGCCUCCUGAUCUGUCUUCAGACCCAAACUACAGAGACAGGGUUCAGUACCUCAGAGACAACCUGAAUAACUGCAGUCUCAGACUGAGUAAUGUGAGAGAACAGGACCGAGGAAAAUACUACUUCACAUUUCUAACAAACCCUGAAGAAAAGUAUCAGGGUCAAGAUGGAGUUGAACUUUUUGUCACCAAGUUUCAGGUGGAGAUGAUUCCUGAUACAGUUGUUGAAGGAGAUGAAGUUACUCUCACAUGUAAAACCACCUGCAGUCUGACUGAGACUCCAACAUUCACCUGGUACAAAGAUGGACAUUAUUUCUCCUCCUCGAACCCGCUCCGUCUGCCAUCAGUCAGUCAGAGGGAUGCAGGCAGAUACAGCUGUUCUGUACAGGGACAAAGUUAUCUCUCCCCUGCUGUCACUCUUAAUGUACAAUAUCCUCCAAAGAGAGUCUCAGUGUCCAUCAGUCCCUCUGGUGUGAUAGUGGAGGGCAGUUCAGUGACUCUGACCUGCAGCAGUGAUGCUAACCCACCUGUACAGAGCUACACCUGGUAUAAGGGAAGAUCCUCUAUAAGAACAGGAAACACCUACAGAAUAAACAGGAUCAGAUCUGAGGACAGUGGAGAUUACACAUGCAGGGCUGAGAAUAAACACGGAGAUCAGACAUCUGCUGCUGUGUCUCUGAAUGUCCUGUAUCCUCCAAAGAGUGUCUCAGUGUCCAUCAACUCCUCUGGUGAGAUAGUGGAGGGCAGUUCAGUGACUCUGACCUGCAGCAGUGAUGCUAACCCACCUGUACAGAACUACACCUGGUAUAAGGUGAAUGAAAGCUCACCUGUAGGAUCUGGACAGAGUUACAGCUUCACCUUGACCUCCAGCAGCAGUGGAGGGUUUUACUGUGUGGCUCAGAAUAGAUACGGGAGUCAGAGAUCUCCUGCAGUGCCUCUCACUUUAAAUUCUGUUACAGGGAGCAGGAGUGUAGUACUGUAUAUAUUUCCUGGAGUCAUUAUUGGAUGUGGAUGUUUAUGUAUAAGGAGAAAGAGAACAGGAAGGUCAGGUGAUAAUGCAGAGUCUCGUCAGAACGUUUCCUGCAGUCCUACUGAUGACACGUACACAGCUCUUGAUCUUCAGACCAGGUCCAGUGACGUGUACGACACGCUUACAACGGUUCACCCGAACCUUCCUGAUUCUCAGUCCAUCUCUCAUGAUUACGAAAAUGAUCCAGUGAGCGCUUCCAUUUGUUCAUCACUGAAUAUAGUACCAGGCCGAAGGAAGCUUUAAAGCCUAAAAUAUUUUAUUUAGAGCUGUUAAAGCCACAUUGAUUUAAUGUUAGUAGGAUAUUACUACAUGAUCUACGACAACAUCAGCUUUAGGAGGAAAAAACACGUUUGAAACUUCUAUAAUAUUGUGUGUGUUUGUUCAGUAUUUCCACAUUUUUCAUGGUUUCCUUUUUCUGGACUGCAAAAAAAUAACAGAUCGUCAACAUUGACACUAUGUUGAGAGAGAGAGAGAGAGAGAGAGAGAGAGAGAACGGAUGCUAGAAUAAUUCCGUUUUUUAGCUGUGGAUCAAUACUGAAUUUAAAACUACUUAUGAACAUUAUAUUAUACGUGACUGCUUGUGGUUUUCGUUCAUAUUUUUUUACACGUGUACUAAAGGUUUCUGUUGUGAUUUGUUUGAUUGAUUAUUUGUGUUUUUUCUAAGAAAAGUGUAUUAUACUGUGUAUACUGUACCUUUUAAAAUGACUUACGUUUGUUUGGACCUGAGUCAUGACGUCAUCACACACCUUGAUUGGUGGAGCACAUGUGAUGUGCCUCAUUCAUGUUAAAUACAAUAAAGUCGAGGAAGCCAUCACUGCAGUGCAUUCUCUUAUCUUUUAAUUGAUCUAGAAACAAAUGCACAAAACACACUUUCGCUUGGAUAUAAACACGGUUCAAUGAGAUAUUAAAGCGUCCCAUGUGUUACAAGCAGUUCAUUUUACUAAAUUAAUGGCGUGCCAUGAGGUCAGCAUGCUUAAGCACAAGAGUAGCAAUUGGUGCUUCACGGUUAGCGCGAUAGCCCAACAUUUAUGCAAAAUGGUUACUAUGCUGAUAUUUUAAAGUUUCUGAUGCUUUUCCCAUGUUAUGAGUUAACUUGCACUUAACAAUUUGUUUAUUUUAUUCCCCUUUCCUCCUGUUAUAUCUGAAUACUGUGAGUUAAGCAAUAUAUCUGUAUUAAUCGUUUAAGUUUGUCUGUGUUGUGUUGAAUGCACUGGAGGCCAUGGAUGGGAGAUGUGUGGAAGAUGUUCAUUAAGUGUUUCUUCUAGUGUGAUGGGAAAUGUUUAAAGUUGUCAUGUCAUGUUUAUAGUCAGUUAUUACUGCAGAUAUUGAUAUAAUGUAUUGAGCGGUUGUUAUAUGCACAAGUCUUUAUUUUUUUUUCAUUAAUGUUAAAUACAGAAGCCAUCGCUGCAGCCCCUUUUCUUAUCUCCUUAUCAGUCCUCUCUUCAGGAGUAUUGCAUUGUCCUGGUUUUAAUAAUUACAUUUUAUAUUUUAUCUGUUAAACUAAUACACCGCAAA
Molecule: messenger RNA, 7362 nt
Organism: Hemibagrus wyckioides
Lineage: Eukaryota; Metazoa; Chordata; Actinopteri; Siluriformes; Bagridae
Product: hemicentin-1-like
Exons: 31
Coding region: 1-6090 (2029 amino acids)
Source: RefSeq, a predicted model, not a curated record